GAAGGAAGCGGAGAUAAGGCGAAGAAGGAAAGGAAAGAAAGGCAGAUAACUAACAGGAGGAGGAGGAGAAGGAGGGAUGGAGAGAAGGAGGGAGAGGCAUAAAGGUGCAGGUAGAGGUAGGGAAGAGGAGGAGGAGGAGGAGGAGGAGAGGAGAAGGGCGUACAUAGGGAGGAGGAGGAAGACCUGCGUUGAGGAGACGGAGAGAGGCGGGUCAGUGUCGCGUGGACCCGGAUGGAGAGAGGAGCUGCCACGCGCCCUCCCCACAGCCUGGUCGUGUGCCUUUGCCCGCUCUACGCACGCCGCCACGCCACCCUCAGGCGCGGCCCCACGCCCCGCGCCUUCGCUACCGGAGUGCCGUGCUGUACCCCCAGAAGAAAAAGCACAAAAGGAAUCGACGAUGUGAGAUAGUUACGGUGGAGUUCAAUUUACCAUGUCGGGGGCGGGAAGCGAGUGAGUGUGCGAGUGCCAGUGGAGCGACGGAGGAGCAGGUGCAAGUGGAGGAGAAGGGAAAUGCCCCGACAGGUAGCAGUAGCAGCCAGUCCACGCCCCAGGAUGGAGGUGGACGCGGCCGCCCUCCGCCUCCACUCCCGGGGCCUCUGACGCCUCCUACACCCACCACCAGCACCACCACCACCACCGAUGCCACCACCACCAUCCACAUGGGUCACGACGAGGAGGACAAGGCGGUAGCCAUGAGCGAGGAGGGCGGGGGCCGGCAGGUGGUGGUGGUGUGCGAGGACAAGGCCACCAGUACGGACGACGAGCUGCUGGUCUCACCCGCCCCGGUGGACCGCCCCUUCGAUGGCCUCGGCCCCGACAACUGCUUCCGCUACAUGGCCCACGCGGCGCAGGUGUGGGGAGCUGACCUGGUGGGCAUGGAGCGCCCCUACAGCAGCCGCAGCGGACGCUACCUGCGCCACCAGGAGUCCCUCAGCAGCAACAGCGACGUGUCCCGCCCGCAGCGGCAGGUGAAGCUCCGCCGACAAAGGACGUCAGAGUCCUGCGACAACGAGUGCCUGCGGCGUCCCAAGACGCGGGAGCUGCGGCGCCAGUGGACCACCGACUCCUCGGAUUCCGGGUACGGCUACUCCAAGCGGUGCUCCCGGGAACCACUGCGGCGCCAAGACACGGAGGAGUCAGCGGACUCCUCCAGACGCCUCAUCCGUGACCUGCAGCGGCAAGCCACCACCGAGUCGACGUCCUCGCUGAGGCUGACGCGCCAGUCGUCCAUCAGAAGCGCCUCCGACAACCAGAGCCUCUUCCUGAUGCGACAGUCGACGGUGGACACCUAUGAUGACAUGUCCACCACGGACUUCUCGCGGCCGCAGUCGUGCACCGCCAGUACCGGCGGCGUCCUGAUGGACUUCUUGCCGCACGCCUUACCCCCUGACGCCGCCCAUCAGCCCCGCUCUGAGGCGCCCGGCCAGACCGUCCUCUCGGAGUUCUCGGCGUGCUACAACCCCAAGAAGGUGGCCUGUGGCUUUAACAACUACAACAGCACAGACGCCCUCUCCACCACGCUGGCGGCGCCGCUGCUGUCCACCACCUCCUGCUCCCUCAUCAACCUGAGCGCCGUGGACCUGGAGGCGGCGGACAUCAAGAAGCUGCAGCACAACCUAUGCUCCACCUACCGGCCGGAGCAGCAGCGGAAGGCCCGACGGAAGAAGCCUCGCCUGAGCAGCGAGAAUGACGCGCUGCGGAAGGCGCGGGAGCGGGUGCGGCGGCGCAAGGAGGACGACGAGAUGCCUCGCAAGGUGCGCUGGUCCAUCAUGGCCACGGGGCUCAUCCUGCUGCUCAUGUCGGUCAUCCUGGUGGGCGCCACGCUCAAAAUGGCGCCGCUCAUCGACGAAAUGGUGAGGAAGGAGAACGAGGACAUCCUGAGGGAGCUGCACGCGGCCUCGGUGGGGAUACAGAACAUCAACGCGACGCAAGUUCCGCCCACACAACCCGACUCCAGCCCCGACCUCUCCUCCACCAGCCCCCCCGAGCCCCCCUCCAGCCCCCCGCACCCCUCUUCCAGUCCUGACCCCAGCCACUCCUGAAGCCCCGCGUCGCCUGCUCCUUGGCAUCUUGUAACUCCCUGGAUUUGAUCUCCUCGUGGCUUGUAGGAGACUUAGGGUCGUGGAUGGCUUGGCGGUGUUGUCCUGGAGCCGCCGCCAGCCUCGGGAGUGCCCUCGUUCGUUACCCCUUCAGGAGGACUCGACGGGGACAAAUUGUGCUCCUCCCGACACGACCUCGACCCCCAGAAGCCUCCGCGGCAACUCGGUACUUCAUGUCUUGUGCGGGGGAGCGAACACGGAGGGAACACGGGAAAAAUAUCACCGGGUUUCCAUUUUUCACGGCUGACUCUGGGCGCCUCUCAACACGCGCCCCGCCAACCCCUGCCCUGUGCCCUGCGUUUUGCUACGGGGGUCGGGGCAGGGGUAGCCAGGCGUGUGUAGGCGCCCUAGGCAAGCCCCACGCCCACAUACCCUGUCCCCGCCCACGCCCUUGUCUUGAGGCGGGGUCGGGGCGGGGGUAGUCAGGUGUGGAAGGCGUGGGGUCACCUUGCCGGCGUGGGAUCAGUGUCCGUUCCUGCCUGUGUCCCGCGAGGCCUCACGUGCUGGCCUCGCUGCGUUGCUGUGCUCACACCCCGCCGGCGGCCCAGGCUGGCACCCGAGCCCUGUGUGGACGAGUCUGCUGGCCGGCUUGGCUCCUGGACCCUCGUGACGUCAUCGCGAGAGUGGUUUUCCGCGUAGCUAUAGUGUGUUGAUGUGGAAUGUAUCACAGAAAAAAGUUGUAUUGUUACAGAAAAUCAUCACUAAAUAUCGGUGAUGCAAAAGCUACACUGUGUUGACUUGGAAACUAUUACAGAAAGAUUUGUUUUGUCACGAAAAUAUUACCGGACCUGGUUUUCCUUGUCCCGAUCAAUCAAAAGACCCACUAAAAGAUAGGCAAUGCAAAAUCUACACUGUGUUGACUCGGAAACUAUUACAGAAAGAUUUGUUUUGUCACGAAAAUAUUACCGGACCUGGUUUUCCUUGUCCUGAUAAGUCAACAGACCCGCUAAAAGAUAGGCAAUGCAAAAUCUACACUGUGUUGAUUUGGAAACUACUAGAGAAAGCUUUGUAUUGUCACGGAAAACAUUACCGGGCCUGGUUUUCAUUGUCCUGAUCAGUCAAGAGUCACCGGCAGCUACACGUCGCAUGCAAUAGCUUCCCCGAGUCACAGAGUAGCGGCGCCACGUGGGUCCAAUAAAGAGCUGGUCGGCAGGCAGUCCACUUGGGGGCCGCGGACUCCAGCGCUGCGGCCGAGCUGGUGCGGCGACAGAUCUCGUCACGUCAGUGGAUGUCUAUAAUCAAACGUCGUUGUUUUUAUAUACAGGUGACAUGAGUGGCAGUUUAUAUCUAAGGCAAUAACUACCUUAGACAACAGGUGUGGUCCAGGUAGCGGCCCGUGUUGUUGUUGAGUGUCCACGUUGCUGUUCAGAGCGUGUUAUUAUAUCAUUAUUAUUUAUUUGUAUACAUGAGAACACCCGGACUCUAUACGCUUCACUGUUUACAAGAUCUUGGAGGGUUUUAUUUUCCACCGGACAGAGUUAGUUAGUUAUUCCACCUUGCGUCGUCACUUCCCUGUACAUAUUGAUGAGUCUACGUGGUAAUAUCUAUGCUAUCCAAGAGAGUACUAACUUCACCUUGCUGUCCGCUGUUCCUACGUCUCCUAGUUAUAGGCCUGCUGUAUUGGAACCUUCUCCGGUAGUCUGUCUGUAGUGCUGGGCGAGGAGGAGGAGGAGGAGAGUCAAGGAGAAAGAUGAGAGCGAAAGAGAGACUGAAGAAGAAAAACGGACGAAAGAGAGAGAAGGGAGAGGGAGAGGAAAGAACGGGAAGGAAAAAGAAAAGCCAAGAAUUCAAUAAGGAAGAGUGGGAUGUAAAGGAAAACAGAGGAUGAGAUGGAGGAGAAGGGAGAGGGAGAGGAAAUAACAGGAAGGAAAAAGGAAGACCAAGAAUGUUAUGAGGAAGAGUAGGAAAAAAGGAAGGGAAGGAAAAAGAAGAGAGAGAGAAGAGGAAAGACCUGAGAAGAAAAAGUACACCAAGAACGUUAUAAGAAGGAAGAAGUAGAAGAAAAGGAGAGAACGAAGUGAAAGAGAAAGAGAAAGCAAGAAAGGAGUGAAAGGAAGAGAAAUGAGCACCAAGAAAGUUUUAAUAAGGAAGAGGAAAUGGGAAGAAAGAAGAUAAUAGGCGAGGAUGAAGUGAAGAGCAAAGAGGAGGAAAGAAGAAUAGGGAGAGGAGGGAGAGGAAAGUACAGGAGGGAAAAAAAGGGACGUCAGGAAAGUUAUGAGGAGGAGGAAGAAGAGGAGGACGAAGCGGGGAGAGUCUGGGAAGAAAAAAAAAAGAUCAUGAGAAAAAAUAUGAAACAGGAAACAAAAAAAAGGAGAUAAGUUAGGACAAGGAGCUUAAACGAGAGAGAGAGAGAGAGAGAGAGAGAGAGAGAGAGAGAGAGAGAGAGAGAGAGAGAGAGAGAGAGAGAGAGAGAGAGAGAGAGAGAGAGAGAGAGAGAGAGAGAGA
Eriocheir sinensis (Chinese mitten crab) is the source of this 4544-nucleotide messenger RNA. RefSeq lists its product as uncharacterized. Bases 660 to 2042 code for a protein of 460 amino acids. NCBI's taxonomy places the organism in Eukaryota, Metazoa, Arthropoda, Malacostraca, Decapoda, Varunidae. The record is from RefSeq and is a predicted model, not a curated record. The transcript is spliced from 3 exons.